Molecule: messenger RNA, 1503 nt
Organism: Penicillium canescens
Lineage: Eukaryota; Fungi; Ascomycota; Eurotiomycetes; Eurotiales; Aspergillaceae
Product: DUF1593 domain-containing protein
Exons: 2
Coding region: 1-1503 (500 amino acids)
Molecular function (GO): hydrolase activity, hydrolyzing N-glycosyl compounds
Source: RefSeq, a predicted model, not a curated record
AUGCUUUCCCUUACUACAUUUCUGGUGCUGUGGACAUUCACAGUCCAAACCCUUGCCAAAGCUGUAAACACCAGCUCUUUCUUGGCAAUCCCCAACAAGUCACGAGUUUUCAUCCUCUCGGACAUCUCAAACGAACCCGAUGAUGCCGAGUCCUUGACCAGAUAUCUUCUCUAUUCCAAUCAGUUUCACACCGAAGGCAUUGUGGCCGUGACAUCCACAUGGCUGAAGAAUGAAGUCCACCCAGAGCAAAUGCUGUCGAUUAUCGAUGCAUAUGCGAAUAUCACCGAUAAUCUGAACCGUCAUGUACCUCUCGACUCCCAUUAUCCAUCCGGGAAGCACAUGCGCAGCCUUGUGCGCAAAGGUGCCACCAGCUAUGGUAUGACCGCUGUGGGCAAGGAUGUGGCCCUGAGCGACGGAGGAAAGCUACUCCUUGAGCGCCUCCAAGAAGAAUCCGAUCAACCCCUGUGGGUUCUCGCCUGGGGAGGAACCAACGUGCUUGCGCAAGUCCUCUACAAAAUCCACGACACAUACUCAGCGACCGAAGCUUCAGCCUUGCGGUCCCGAAUUCGCGUCUACGCCGUCUCAGACCAAGACGAUACCGGCGCAUGGAUCCGGCAGCAAUUCCCAGACAUUCUCUACAUCUCCUCGACACACGGCUGGAACCAAUAUGGACUUGCGGCCUGGACUGGUAUCUCUGGAGAAAAUUACUACGGCGAAGAUCAAGGCGGACCUGAUUUCUCCAAAGUUUCGCACGACUGGUUGCGCAAGAAUAUUCAGAUUGGUCACUAUGGCAAAGCGGCCUAUCCGAACUACCAAUACAUCAUGGAAGGCGAUACCCCGACCUUCCUGUAUCUCAUUCAAAAUGGACUUGGUGUCCCUGAGGAGCCUGACUAUGGGUCGUGGGGUGGGCGGUACAUGAAGAUCAACCCGUCGACUGUCCUGAAUUUGAACCACUACAGCGAUGCGGCCGACCGGGUCGUGGGGAAGAAUAAUGGAACCUUCAUCUCGAACCGGGCGACAGUCUGGCGGUGGAGAAAUGCCUUCCAGAAUGAUUUCGCUGCUCGGAUGCAGUGGUCUCUCCCGGCGAGUAUGAGCAAAGCGAAUCAUCACCCUAUCAUCUCAGUCAACGGCAGUGCUGAGCUUGCUCCGCUAAAGAUUAGUGCUGCUGCCGGAUCGACUAUCACGUUCAAUGCUGCGGCCACAUCGGAUCCGGAUGGUGACAGUCUGACUUACAAUUGGUUCCAGUACCGUGAGCCCGGGUCUAGUGACUGGAAUGUUGUAGGCCAGGUGCCGCAAUUAAAUAUCAGCUCAGUGGAUGGCGGCCGACAGGUACAGGUGCAAAUUCCUGCAGCUAGUCGGAGCUGCGACGGGGAAGCCCUCACCCCGUCGGGUUGCUGGUUGCUCCAUCUUAUACUUGAAGUCGCGGAUGAUGGAUACCAUCCCCUGACGAGCUAUCGUCGGAUCUUGAUCCAGACUACAAAUACUACGGAGACAUUGUCUUAA